CGAUUACGCACUGCCUCUAUAGUUGCCUGCUGUACAUCCCCGUCAUCGUUAACCCGUCAGAGGUCGAUCGGUGAUGGCGGAAGCGCACAACGUCGUCAUAAUGAAGAACUAUCACGGAGAUUUGUUAAACGACAAAAAGAGCAGCCGAUACCCCUAUUCCAUCGUCUGGACUCCCAUUCCUAUUUUGUCGUGGGUGCUGCCUUUCAUCGGCCAUAUGGGGAUAUGCACCUCUUCCGGAAUCAUCAGAGAUUUUGCAGGAUCUUACUUUGUCUCGGAGGACAAUAUGGGUUUCGGGAGACCAACAAAGUACUGGAAGCUUGAUGUGAACAAAGUGCGUGGCAAUGGUGCUGCGACUUGGGACAAAGCGGUAUAUGAUGCAUCUGAGGAAUACAAAAGCAGGCAGCACAACCUGUGUUUUGAUAACUGCCAUUCCCACGUCGCCAUGGCCCUCAAUUUAAUGCGCUAUGACAACAGCUCCUCUUGGAACAUGAUCAACUUGUGCUUUGGGUCCAUCAUUCAUGGCAAAUAUGUGAGUUGGUCCGCGUUCCUCAAGACCUGGCUACCCUUCAUCAUUCUCUCCGUUGUAAUCGGCAUGGUCGUCCUAACAUUCAACCUUCAGUAAUACACUACACCAGGAGACACAUUUAUUACAAUUUCUUUGACACAUCUUAUGUUUGAUUGAGAUUUUGGCAGUGGUGAUUUGUAUGCUGUAAAGUAUUGCCAAUCCAUGAAGCAAAUGUUAUAUUAUUUUCUGCUCGGGCUCUCUGAUGUUAUGCUGAGUUUAAUAUGUAUUUUUCAUGAUGAACGUGUUUCCAGACUGGCUCAUGUGCAUUCCAGUGAUGACGAAAAGAAAUGACAAUGUGUAUCGCGACACAAUCUCAAUGCUGGAAGUAUUCAUCAGUUAUUAAAGAAACUAGGUGAUACAGAGCACUGCAAAGACAGAAGGAUGAAUGAGCCAUUUGAAGGAAAAAUUACCCUGAGUAGAUAAAUGUGUUUAUUGUAUUUUUUUUCAGGUUGGUUGCAUAUUUUGUUCAAUGCUUGGAGACCGUAUAGCUUCAUUCAGGAAUGUAAUUUUAGCAUCAAACAAGCAAAACUGGAUCAUGUUAUUGCGUCAAUAUCACUAUAAAGUGCCCUUUCUGUCCUCAUAAUCACUGUCAUCCUAACUUUGGAUCAGAAUAAUGACAGUAUGGGGCGGCCCGGUAGUCCAGUGGUUAGCACGUCGGCUUCACAGUGCAGAGGUACCGGGUUCGAUUCCAGCUCCGGCCUCCCUGUGUGGAGUUUGCAUGUUCUCCCCGGGCCUGCGUGGGUUUUCUCCGGGUGCUCCGGUUUCCUCCCACAUUCCAAAAACAUGCGUGGCAGGCUGAUUGGACGCUCUAAAUUGUCCCUAGGUGUGAGUGUGAGUGCGAAUGGUUGUUCGUUUCUGUGUGCCCUGCGAUUGGCUGGCAACCGAUUCAGGGUGUCCCCCGCCUACUGCCCGAAGACAGCUGGGAUAGGCUGCAGCACCCCCCGCGACCCUAGUGAGGAUCAAGCGGCUCGUAAGAUGAAUGAAUGAUGACAGUAUGAGGUUUUAUUACAAGUGGCCAAACAUUUGGACACUUGCCAAGACAAUCAUAUAAAUACACAUACAUGAUAUUGUCCACAACAAAUUAUUGAAUAAAAUAAGUCAUUUUGCUCAUUUAUGUUCUAUUUUUUAUAAUCAUUGAACUUGGAUGUGUCUUAGAAAGUGAGUCCACCCUGUUACUGUGGAGUAACUGCCUCUAAGAAAACCCCUGAUGUUUUUAGUGACACCAGAAAAAUCAUUUAUGGUUUGCGAUUUUCAUAUGUGCACGUUGUCAUAGUGAAAUAUCAAUUGAUAAAAAAAUGUUCAGAAAUCUGAGAUAUUUUUGUUCAACAGUACAGUCAGCUUUCUAACUGAAUCAUAAUGGUAAGCGAAAGUCCACUAUGUGCUCAUUAAGUGCUAACAUUCGCUAAAUAUGUCCACCCUGUCACCGAGCUCACAUAUUUUGCUGUUGUUUGCAUAUUCAUCAUCUACUUGCAGUUGGCACGUUGUGUUAAACAUAAAUGAAAACAGAAUACAAUGAUUCAACCUAUAUUUAGUUGAGUACACGACAAAGACAAGAUAUCUAAUGUUCAAAUUGAUAAACUUGUUUUUAGCAAAAAAUCAUUGAGCGAGAGAGAGAAAGAGAGAUAGGAGCAUGCAUUUCUAAUAGACAUCUCAUAGAAGUACGUAGCAUGAUGUUCAGCGCAUGUUCAUUUUUUUAGGGCUGAAAAAGAACAUUAUAGUGAUAUUGAUUAUGACAGUGCAUUUUUGUCAUGAAUAAGUAUUUUGUUAGCAAUGUAAUAAUUGCUCUCCUGUUUCAUUGUACUGUGGAGGUGAGAACAAGUGGCUGCUCCGACUGUCCGCUGUAGCUUUAAGGGGACUACACACGUUUUUUCAUCCAGCAGAUUCUGCAAUACAAGAUCUGCCAUCAAUUUACAAGACCCUUUAUUCCCAGAGUGCAGUAGAUGAGGAGGGACUAUUGCUCGGGUGCUUUUUACUCAUGUUGGCAUUACUUUGUGAGAUGCGCUGCAUUAAAAUAUAGACUCUCUUUA
Molecule: messenger RNA, 2592 nt
Organism: Hippocampus zosterae (dwarf seahorse)
Lineage: Eukaryota; Metazoa; Chordata; Actinopteri; Syngnathiformes; Syngnathidae
Product: transmembrane protein 222-like
Exons: 6
Coding region: 74-622 (182 amino acids)
Source: RefSeq, a predicted model, not a curated record